AAUUAUUCAAAGACUGUCAAAUCCCAAAAACUCAUACAUAUUGAGCAGAACUGCUACCAGCUACCUCAUCAUUCCAUGCGUUACAAAGUUAAAGGUUUUCCAACAUGGAGGCUGCAACAAGAUAUUUCAUUCUUCUUUCAAUUGUUGGAAUAUCAUUCAUAAUCUUUCCCACAUCAGCAGCAAGUGAUGGCAAGAAUGCUACCGCAGUAGAGGUUGGUGUGGGUGUGAUUCUUGACUUGGAAUCCAUAUCUGGAAAGACGAGAAGGGCAUGCAUUACACUUGCUCUGUCUGAUUUCUACACCGACCGCAACCACAGCAAUGGCAGAAUCCAGAUUGUCCCACACUUCAGAGACUCCAACUCCAAUGAUGUUGGCGCAGCAUCUGCUGCCAUAGACCUGCUGAAAAACAAUCAAGUACACGCAAUAUUAGGUCCCCAGGGAUCGACCCAAACAGACUUCGUAACAGACAUAGGAAAGAAAGUGAGAGUUCCCAUCAUUUCACCAGCUACAAGUCCUUCUCUUUCACCCAGCCAAAACCCAUACUUCAUCAGAGCAGCUUACUGCUCCUGCGCUCAGGCCAAGGCCAUUGCAGCAAUUGUUAAGGCCUUUGGUUGGAGGCAAGUCGUUUUUAUCUAUGAAAACAGCAACUAUGGAAGUGGAAUCCUUCCCCAUUUGACUGAUGCCAUGAUGGAUAUAAGUGUCUCAGUAGCACACCAAAGCAUUCUUUCGCCAUCAGCAGAUGAUGAUCAGAUCAUGGUGGAGCUACUUAAAUUAAAGACGAAGCAGACACGUGUUUUCAUAGUCCAUUUGCAUCCACACUUUGCCCCUCAGUUUUUUGUAAAGGUUAAAGAAGCUGGAAUGAUGAGCAGUGGUUAUGUAUGGAUGAUCACAGAUGAAUUCACUAGUCAUUUGGUCUCUAUGGAGGCUUCAGUUCUUGACUCGUUGCAAGGGGUUAUAGGAUUGAAGCCUUACGUCCCAAGUUCAGUUGAGUUGAAUGACUUCAUCAGGAGAUGGAAAUCAAAAGAGUUUCGUCAACAAAAUCCAGACAUUGAUGGAGUGGAGCUCAAUGUUUUCGGGCUAUGGGCAUAUGACAGUGCCAUGGCAUUGGCUACAGCACUUGAGAAACUAAACACUUGGAGUCUGAAAUUUAAUAGAACAUUUAUUAAUAAGGAGAAUCCAACAGAUUUGGAUACAAUUGGGACUUCACAAAUGGGUCCUUUGCUACAUGAAUCCAUAAGAAAUAUCAAAUUCAGGGGACUAAGUGGUGAUUUCCACAUAGUUGAUGGAGAACUACAGCCAUCUGCAUUUCAGAUUGUGAAUGUGAUAGGUAGAGAGAAACAGAUUGGCUUCUGGACAGAAAAGUAUGGGAUCUCCAAGAAACUAAUUAACCCAAAUAGUACAAACCUUUACUCUGCUAAGGCAAAUGAUCUUGGGGCGAUCUUAUGGCCAGGAGACUCUACUGCUGUUCCAAGAGGCUGGGAAAUCCCCACAGGUGAAAUAAGGUUGAAGGUAGGAGUUCCUGUUAAAACAGGGUUUCAGGAGUUUGUUGAAGUCAAAAUUGAUCCCCAGGGAAACACUGUAAAGGCAACUGGUUUCUGUGUAGAUGUUUUUGAAGAGGUGAUGAAGUCUAUGCCUUACUCUGUGCCAUUUGAUUAUAUAGCAGACCCUUACCCACGACGCAAAGACCAUCCAUACUAUGACCACUUAGUUGAUCAGGUCUCCAUUGGGAAAUAUGAUGCAGUAAUCGGUGAUAUUACCAUCUUAUCAAAGCGUUCCAAAAAUGUGGAUUUCACUUUACCAUUUACAGAGUCCGGGGUCACCACUGUUGUUCCCGUCAAACAAGAUGAAAAAAAGAACGCGUGGAUUUUCUUGAAACCUUUCAAGACAGAACUAUGGGUGACAACUGGUGUGUCCUUCGUCAUCAUUGGCUUUGUGAUUUGGAUCCUUGAACACAAGGUCAACAAAGAGUUUCAAGGUCCACGCCACAAACAAGUUGGGAUGAUCUUCUGGUUUUCUUUCUCAACUCUUGUCUUUGCACACAAGGAGAGGGUAAUAAGUAACUUAUCAAGAUUCGUGAUCAUAGUAUGGGUGUUUGUUGUUCUGGUCCUGACAUCAAGCUAUACGGCAAGCUUAACAUCUAUGUUAACAGUACAACAAUUGCAACCUACAGUCACUGAUCUCAAUGAUCUGAUCAAGAACGGGGGGCAUGUUGGAUUCCAGGAUGGUUCCUAUGUUGCUGGGAUGUUAAAGAGGAUGAAAUUAGAGAGCAACAAAAUGAGGAAUUAUAGCAAAUUAGAAGAGUAUGAUGAAGCACUAACGAAAGGUGGUAGAAACGGAGGAGUUGAUGCUAUCGUGGAUGAACUGCCAUAUAUUAGGCUCUUCCUUGCGAAGUAUGGUGAGAAGUACACUAUAGUUGGUCCAACCUACAAGACUGCUGGCUUUGGAUUUGUUUUUCCAAUGGGAUCUCCUUUGGUACCUGAUGUCUCAAGAGCAAUCUUAAAUGUGACAGAGAGCGAUGCUAUGAUGAAAAUAACCAGUAAAUGGUUUGGGAAUGAAGCAAAAGAUGAAACCAUGGCUGUUUCUGACAGCCUGGAACUGGACAGUUUCAAAGGCCUUUUCACCAUUGCUGGUGUAUCUGCAACAUUAGCCCUUUUCAUAUUCAUCUUCUCCUUCCUUAACCAGAACAAAGGUAUCUUCACAUCUGAUAUCUCAAUCAGGCAAAAGCUUUCUGCAUUGACAAACGCGUUCUUUAAAGAAAAAGAAGACUCGCCUGGAGAGUCCCAGAAGCCAAAAGAAAGUUCUGUCUCCUCUCCACAGCCACUGCCUACCCUUCAUGAACCGCAAAGACCAGACACCAGAAUAGCACAAACUCCAGAGCAAGACACUUCCACUCAGGAUGAGAUUCUGGAUCCACAUAUAACCGAACAGACAAGUCCUGGUUCAUCACCGUCUGCAGAAAGCUGAAGCAUAAAUAUCUUAAAAUUCUUAAUAUAUUUAAUUAUAGUAGCAAGGGUUGUAAGUUUCCAGCCGCGUUAUUUAUGGUUCAGUUUCGUAUGGUUGCGAUGAAUCAAAACUAGAGAAUUCUUGCAACUAACAUUAAUAAAUUAG
Messenger RNA from Cuscuta epithymum, 3107 nucleotides. The record is from the annotation of a GenBank genome assembly. NCBI's taxonomy places the organism in Eukaryota, Viridiplantae, Streptophyta, Magnoliopsida, Solanales, Convolvulaceae.